Messenger RNA from Hypoxylon trugodes, 1673 nucleotides. RefSeq lists its product as uncharacterized. The record is from RefSeq and is a predicted model, not a curated record. Lineage: Eukaryota; Fungi; Ascomycota; Sordariomycetes; Xylariales; Hypoxylaceae. The transcript is spliced from 3 exons. The coding region runs from base 169 to 1467 and encodes 432 amino acids.
CGGCGGGAGGCCAGCCAAGUGAAACAGCUUAACGAAGCCAUCUCGGAUGCAUUGGGUUCGUUCGUGGCGAGCAGGUCUUCCACAUUCACUUGUGGAGGUUCCAUCCCUAUCGUGAGUGCCCCCUUAGCCUAGUACUCGGUAUAUCUCGCCUAACUUCGCCCCUCACCCAUGAAGAAGAGUCUCGCUCCUGGGGUUGAUGGCAAGACAAGCUCAGCUACCAAGGAAGGCAUCCCUCAGGUUGAGAUAACUGGGUUAAGUUCUCCGCCCAUCACCAUUCGCUGGGAUUCAAAAGACGGCAGUGUGACGAACAGAAUUACCCUUCCCAUCGUUGCUUCCAAUGAGGAUAGCCAGACCAGGUUCACUGCUCUCAUCAAUGAUUGCCAGCCCGCCAGUUUUGGAUAUAAGGGCAAAGAUAUCCUCGAUAAUAACUAUCGCAAGGCUACAAAGCUCGAUUGUUCGGCCUUUUCGACUGACUUCUGCCCGUAUACACUUGGAAUUAUCGAUACGAUUGCUCAGGUACUCCUCCCAAAUGCGGCGGAUAGGGAGUCUAGGACGGGUGUGCGAGCUGAGCUCUAUAAGCUGAACUUCUACUCAGCACCUUCCGGCUUCUUCAAGGCACACGUCGAUACCCCACGCUCCGAAGCGCAAUUCGGCUCGCUAGUAGUAAGUCUUCCAUGCCAUCAUGAAGGAGGGCAGCUGGUCGUACGCCACGCCGGGCACAGCACUACCUACGACUGGAGUACUUCCAAGACCAAGACAGAGACUGCUCAAUGCCAAUGGGCUGCAUUCUACAGUGACUGCGAGCACGAAGUUCUGGAACUGACUGAAGGUCAUCGAUUGACCCUUACAUACAACUUGUAUGGCGUUCCGGGCGUAGGGCAGCUCGCCGGGAAUAGUCCCGCACUAGAUGUCUCCAGUCUACCGCUCUACCAGCAAGUUAAAGCAGCCUUAUCUACGCCUGAUUUUAUGCGCGGAGGCGGCCUCCUCGGGAUUGGCUGUAUCCAUGCGUAUCCACACACGAGCAAGGCGAGCCAGGCAUCGCUUCCCGGUAUCCUCAAAGGUGCCGACAUGGCCGUCUACACCGUCUUCCGUGCUCUUGGCCUCAAAGUACGCGCCAGGACUGUUUUGGAUGAUAAAGAAGCUAUUGAUCGACUAUAUAUGUGGGGCGAAGAAGAAGAUAUCAAAGGACCAAAGAAAGAUGAGUCUCUGAGUCGUAUUGGAAACUGGGGCCCUAUUAAAGUUACUAAUUCCGGAGGAUGGGAGGGCGAUUUUUUGGAUGACGUCCUCAAUGAAUUCUCUCCACAGCGGCCGACAGUCAACUGGCUUACGACGCCACGAGGACGGCACGGGGACACUGGAUACGUACAUUUAACCUACGGCAACGAAGCUGGUAUCGAGGCGAUGUAUACCCACGCCAUACUGCUAGUCGAGGUUCCCGACCGCGCCCUUGAAGUUGCAAAGGAGUAGGUAGGCACUUAGAUGGAUAGAAAAUGGUAACCGAUAGAAUGGACUCAACGUGGUAGCUUAAGAUUGAUUCGUCUAGUGGUUGCGACUUCUCGAUAUAGUCGAUAAAGGACUAAUAACAUGGUAUAGCAUGUAGCGGAUCUUUAAAUACCUCUUCGUGAGUGCUAUAUACCCAAAUACAAUUCAAUUUCGAGGGCCUGGAUUUUUCU